Molecule: messenger RNA, 314 nt
Organism: Prorocentrum cordatum
Lineage: Eukaryota; Dinophyceae; Prorocentrales; Prorocentraceae
Source: the annotation of a GenBank genome assembly
GAACCCAUGAGCUCGAUGACCGUGCAGCGCGCGUUCUUCACCAUGAGGGACAUGGUGAGAUACGCGAUCGUGGACUCGGGGGCUACCAGGUCCAUGAGCGGUGUCAACCUGGUCGGCUACCUCCAGGAGCAGGUCCUCCUGGCCCUCGGCUCCGACGAGAUCAAGUACCACGAGAGCGAGCCGGGUGAUUGCCUGCGGUUUGCUCUGGUGCCGACGUCGAGCCCAACUCUCCUGGGACUGGACUACUUGAAGGCCGCUGCGGCCGACAUUACGCACGACGGCCUCCUGGUGUACAGCGACAGCCACCGCGAGAG